AUGAAAGCGGAGAAGAAGAUGGAAGCAGAAGAUUGUAUUGAUCACCUCCCACCCUUCCCCUCGGCCGCCCCGAUCCCCUCGGGCUGCACCUCCAUCAGGCUGCCGUGCAGCGCCGGCCCGCGCCAUGCCGGGUGUAAUACCGCGCUGCCGGCGUCAGGGUCGUCGGGGUCGUCGGGGUACGGACGCCGGCCACCGGUCACCUCCCGCGUGGGCGAGUACGCGAUCCCGUGGAACGUGUACCCGGCCUCUGCGAGCGGCCGGGAAGAAGGUUCUCCUCGUUGGCCACUCUUCCGGCGGCUGGGUGGCCACGCAGGCAGCGCAAGGUCGAAGGGACUUGCUGGAGGGGUGAUUGGCAUCUUCUACGCCGGCGCCUUCGUCAUCCCCGUCGGCGAGUCAAUCCAUACCUUCUUCCAGCCCAAGGACGGCAGCUUUGUGACGCCGCCUUUCAUGACUUUCCACAAGCACGGAACCGCCGGAUUCGGUACUAUCGCCAAUGCCGAGCGCUUCCUGUUCAAUGACCUCGACGCGGACUCGGCGAAACACAACAAUGCCUACUCGGCGCUUCCCUGUGCCUACUUGGUCUUGGACGGAGAUUUGACUCUGCCCCUCGAGUACCAGGAGGGCACGGCCCGUUUCCUGUCCUCCCAGUCUGGCGACACGUCCAUCUACCACUGCCCCGCUGGCCACUCUCCCCAGCUGAGCUGGACUUCAUGA
This is a messenger RNA of Thermothelomyces thermophilus ATCC 42464, 714 nucleotides long. RefSeq lists its product as uncharacterized. Lineage: Eukaryota; Fungi; Ascomycota; Sordariomycetes; Sordariales; Chaetomiaceae. The record is from RefSeq and is a predicted model, not a curated record. The transcript has 5 exons. Bases 1 to 714 code for a protein of 237 amino acids.